AUGAAUAUAUGGUCAACUGUUGAAUAUAAUGAUUUAGAUAAAGAUGAAUGGUAUGAUGUUAUUCAAUAUCGAAAAAACAAAGUGUUUGAAAGCACAACAAUCUAUCGGAUUGAUCUGACUGAAAAUAAUCAUACACUAAAUGUGAAAAGAAAUUUUAUCAAUAAUGUUUCUUUUCUAAUUAGUGAAAUUUUAUUUGUUCCGUUGGAAGAAAAAUUGGUAUAUUCGACCGUAUCAAGAGACUUUGAAAAUUUGAAUGCUUUUGAACUCUAUUUGAUUGACCUUCGAAAUACAUCGUCAUUAGUAAGAUUGACGAAUAAUGAAAUAUUUGAACAAGAUUUACAAUUAUCAACUGAUGGUAAACAAGUAUUAUUUAUGUCAUGGCCUCUAGGUUCUACUAGAAAAAAAUUUAAUAAUACACAAAAUCGUCUUUAUUCUGUAAAUUUAGCAAAUGGACAAAUAGAACGUUUAGCAGAAAAUUUCUUUGGUAGUAUUAUGGGAUAUGCAAUGAAAAACGAUGAUGGUGUUUACAUACUUGGACAAUUAGGAACAGAAGUACAUGUUUAUACACAACAAUCAUCAACAAAAAAUUUGAUUCAUCAUAAUGGAUGGAAUGGCACAUAUCGAUCUAUUGUAUCAUCACGUAAUACUAAUUCAAUUGCAUUUGUUUAUUCAUCAUUCGAAAAACCUAUGGAAGUUUAUUUUAUUAAUAAUAUUGCUCAACUUCAAUCAUUACUAGCAAUAACAAAUUUUAAUAGACUGUUUACUGAACGAGAUUUGCCACAAGCUAAAGCGUAUAGCUGGAAAAAUGAAGAUUAUAACCAAAUGAUUGAAGGACUGUUACAUUAUCCACCUGGACAAUUUCAAUCAAAAAAUCUACCACUUUUUGUUCUUAUUCAUGGCGGUCCGGCUGAUGCAAGUCUCAAUCAAUUUUUGGCAAAUGCCUUCUAUUGGGCUAUAAUGGCUGCUUCAGAAGGUUGGCUGGUCUUAGAACCCAACUAUCGAGGAUCACCAGGGUAUGGUGAUCAAUUUAUAGCUGAAAUUCGUUACAGACCUUUAUCUGUACCUGGAAAAGAUAUACUUUCAGGAGUUGAUCAGCUAAUCAAAGAUGGAAUCGCUGAUCCACAUAGACUUAGUGUUGGUGGUUACAGUUAUGGUGGUUUGUUAACAAACUGGCUGAUUACACAAACUAAACGUUUUAAUGCUGCCCUUUCCGGUGCUGGCAUCACUGAUCAUGCUUCUGCGUGGGGCACGAUGGAUACACCAGCCUUUCAUAAGUAUUUCUUUGGAGGAUUCCCAUGGGAAGUUCCGUAUAUAUAUCAAAAUGAGUCACCUAUUUAUCAGUUAACCAAAGUGCGAACUCCUACACAUAUCAUCACGGCUGAAGACGAUAUGCGGAUUCCUGCUAGUCAAAGUUAUAUGUUGGAACGUGCACUUUAUUAUCGAGAAAUACCAGUAAAACUUAUUACCUUCCCAAAUGAAGGACACGCAAUGGAUUUUAAUCCUUUACAUGGUAAAAUAAAAAUCCGAGAAGAACUUAAAUGGUUGCAAAAAUAUGGUAAUCAAUCAUCAAGUUACAAUGAUUUAUCUAAUAACAAUGAAAAACUAAAACUAAAUUAUGUUUUCGAAAUAUAUAUUUUAUUGUUGUCGUACAUAAUUAUAAAAAGUAUAUGA
Molecule: messenger RNA, 1671 nt
Organism: Rotaria sp. Silwood2
Lineage: Eukaryota; Metazoa; Rotifera; Eurotatoria; Philodinida; Philodinidae
Source: the annotation of a GenBank genome assembly